Thrips palmi is the source of this 5884-nucleotide messenger RNA. RefSeq names its product WD repeat-containing protein 44. The transcript is spliced from 14 exons. NCBI's taxonomy places the organism in Eukaryota, Metazoa, Arthropoda, Insecta, Thysanoptera, Thripidae. The record is from RefSeq and is a predicted model, not a curated record. The coding region runs from base 142 to 3399 and encodes 1085 amino acids. Gene Ontology annotation, molecular function: protein binding.
GGAUGAGCCGCGCAUCGCACCGAGCGCAUGCGCACAGUGCGCCACCAAACAAACCCUGGCCUACACGCCUCGCGGCAUAUAAAGAAGUCCCCCCUCUUAGAUUUAGAAUAUCGAUAGUAUGCUCGCAAUUGAAUAUUAAUCAUGUCUACCACUAGUGACUCUGACGAAUUUUACGACGCCGAAGACGGUACUCCUAGCCGAAGUGCAAGGCGAAGCCGCUCAUUGAAACAUGGUACAUUACCUCGUUUGGAUGAUCCUGCUGUUAAGCUUAUCACUUCACCAACUAAAGAAUUGAGCGACCUCGACGAAACUCUAGUACCAGUUACAAACCUUAGUUCUUCCACAACUUCUUCACCUGCUGCUCCACCCAAAGAGAAUAUCGCUGAAAAUGUGCCAGUUCCAAAAAAAGGUGCUGAUAAUUUGCAAGGCCGGAGACGCUUUAGAGAGUUACGCCAGAGAAUGCAGACUGAGGAAGAGGAUGCAGUAGGCUCUCCCCCCGACAGCCAAUCUUCCUCCGUUGAAGGGAUAUUUGCCGUACCCCAAGCUGGCGCUGCAUCAGUCGGAGGGUCCUCCUCAGGAACUAAAGCUUCUCAUCCCUUUCGAAUAAUUGAACAUGAUGCACUUAGUCUUCAAAGUUUGACCUCCCUUGGCCGAGUUGGCAGAAUAUUGGGAGGAGUUCAGGAUACUGUAAGCUUAAGUAGUGGUCGAGUUGAACAACAAUUGACUUCAACAAGCUCCUGUAGUACUCUUGGUGGUGAUUUGAAAGAGGAGGAAGAAGAAGAGUCUUCCACACCAGUGACUGCUCAAACUAGCCCUGUCACAUCAUCACCUACUCUAUCAUCAACCCCUACUACUUCAGCAAGCACUGCACCCUCAUCUCCUUCUCACUAUUCAAAAGGUGUUCUUCAGGAACCUGAUGUGAUAGCCAGUACUAAAAACUCUUUUGGUAACGGGACCUCUCCCCUCCCCUCAGAAGCUCCAGUAGCUCCCCCCAGAAGAAAGAAAAAAAACAAGGCUCCAAGCACCUCUACAACUGCUAUUCCUUUAGUGUGUGAAACUGACAGUGCUUCCACAUCUUCACAACUUCCUAGCCCAGCAAGUACCAUUGAAUCCCUCACAAGGGAUUUGGAACAUUCUCUUGACAUUCGCUCAGCAACAAAAGGGCAAUAUGUUGUCAAGCCUCAGGAUGAAGAUAAAGCUCGAGCAGAGGGUCCUCUUCCUGAAGAGCUAGAUCGUCUUAAAUCAGAAAAAGUGUCAUCCAGGUCUAGUCAAGCUUCCAAUAGUCCUCGAGGGUCUGUAGGAAGCAACAGCAUAGGGCGCAAACCUUCCUUGUUAGCUUGUGUUGCCAAUGAAAGUGUUGGUGCAACUGUAGCUGUUGGCUCCGGCACAGCAAGUAGCACGAGCAGCACCAGUAUGAGGGAUUUCAGUUCUGUUGGCACAGGGAGUGGCGGAAAGAGAGGACGGAGCACUUUGGGAUCUCUGAGCAGUAAUAGUAUUGGGAGAGAAGGUGGAGAAAGUAGUCGUCAUUCCCUUAGUCCACGAGGAUCCAAAGAAAGACGCAGGUCUGCUGGUGAUGAGCAGGGAAUGUUAGCACAACUUAAUAUGUUUGUUCGUACACGCACAGACUCUGGCAAGCAGCUCUCAGACUUGGAAAUUUUGUCUCAAGUAACAGUACUUAAUCUAGAUACUGGGGAAAGAGUUCCUCUAAGUAUAGCAGAAGACAAGCUUCCUCAGUGUAUAAACCCGUUAUCAUUGCACAUAAUGCGUCUUACUUCUGAAUAUGCUGGGACAGAGGCAAGUAGUCCCACCUCAAGACCUCGUGAGUCAGAUGAAGAAAGUAUUGAUAGCAAGAUGUCAGUACCUCUCUCAGUCUGCGACUCGUUGGACAUAGAUGAUGUUGAAAGUGAGGCAGGAAGUGUCCGAAAGAGGACUGCAAGGUUUAAAAGAUUUUUAGGUUCUACGGUUAAGAAGACUAUGAACAAGGCAAAAACAAUCGCUCAGGAGGUAUCUCAUGCAAGACAUAAAGAAGAUGUCAUGGAUAUUGUAGACAAGGUUAACCCAAAUGACCCCCCUUAUAUGAAAUUGAAGGCAAGCAGUAGUCAUAAAGGUCCUUAUGACUUUGACCAGCUCCAACAUAUUCAGGACCUCAGUGGUGAACAUGUUGGACCUAUUUGGUGCAUGAAAUUUUCAACUUGUGGGAGGCUACUUGCCACUGCAGGGCAGGAUCGUAUUCUAAGGGUUUGGGUCAUGAGGAGUGCUUAUGCUUAUUUUCAGGAAAUGCGAACCAAAUACAAUGCAGAAAAAGUGUCACCAACCCCAUCUCAAGAAUCUUUGGUUUCCCAACAUUCUGCUGGUGCCAGUUCUACAGGCGCAGCCUAUGAUCCCUCAGUUGCUGAUCCGAAUCCUAACAGUCCUUUUAUGCCACGUCCAUUUUGUAAAUAUACUGGUCACACUUCAGAUCUUCUGGAUGUUUCAUGGUCAAAGAAUUACUUUGUUCUAAGCUCUUCAAUGGAUAAGACUGUUCGACUGUGGCACAUUUCUAGGAAAGAAUGCCUGUGCUGCUUUCAACAUAUAGACUUUGUAACAGCUAUAGUGUUUCACCCUCGGGAUGACCGUUAUUUCCUGAGUGGAUCUUUGGAUGGUAAAAUCCGUCUGUGGAAUAUACCAGAUAAGAAGGUUGCUGUUUGGAAUGAGGUUGAAGGCCAAACAAAACUUAUUACAGCUGCUAACUUUUUCCAGAAUGGAAAAUUUGCUGUUGUAGGUUCAUAUGACGGCCGUUGCAUAUUUUAUCAUACAGAUCAGUUGAAGUAUCACACUCAGAUACAUGUGCGAUCCACUCGUGGCAAAAACUCAACUGGCAGGAAAAUAAGUGGAAUUGAACCCAUGCCUGGAGCUGAUAAAAUCUUAGUUACAUCUAACGAUAGUAGGAUUCGCCUUUAUGACCUUAGAGACUUGAGUGUCUCUUGCAAGUACAAGGGCUAUGUCAAUGUCAGCAGUCAGAUCAAAGCAAGUUUCAGUCAUGAUGGAAAGUAUAUUGUAAGUGGCUCAGAGAACCAAUGUAUUUAUAUAUGGCGUACAGACCAUGAUUAUUCCAAAUUCUCAUCUGUACGCAAAGACAGAAAUGACUUUUGGGAAGGUAUUAAAGCACAUAAUGCUGUAGUCACAUGUGCUGUAUUUGCACCUAAUCCUGAGGCAGUUUUUCGACAAAUUGAUGAUCAAGAUGAAAAAGAUGAAGAGAAGGCAAAACCUAGAGUGGUUGAAGAUCCCUUGGUUGCUCAGCACAAACAAGGCUGUGGUGGUCAUGUGCUUGUCAGUGCAGAUUUCAAUGGAUGUAUCAAAGUUUUCAUUAACAGGACUAAACCCAAGCAUAGUUCAUUGCCAGCAUCUGCACUGGUGUAGAUGCAUAUUUCAUGGUCUGAAAGUUAACACUUGUUGUCAAACUACAUUUUUGCAUUCAUAUUGAUCUAAUGGGACCAAAGCCAAAUGGCUCAGUCUUAGAGCAUAAUUCAAAUGAGUGGCAGGGUAAAGGGAAGUGCAGUACUAACAAACAAAAAGGUUUACUGUCGCAUCCAUCAUUAGGACUUUAUUCUCAAAGGCUGAUACUUAAGAUUCUUGCAAGUCCCCCUUCUUGAGCUAUUGUGGCUAAUUUUGGCUUUUGUACUCCACUUGUAUUAUUAUGCUCCUUACGUGAUUAUUAGAUCUAACUGUAAGUCGGAGAAAUUAAUUUUUUAUUACUUAAUACAUUUUUAAUAAUGUACAGUAUGUAAUUGUGGUCGGCAUGCCUUGAAAAUGCAUAUGAACUUCCUUCUGGAAAAUACAAGCAACAUCCAGCUUGUUCUAUGAAAUUGCUCAUCAGGUCCCUGUGAUUUCAUAGUUUUGCUCCUAAUUUUUAUGCAUGUUAUUCCAACUUAAUUAUCUGUCUAUUAUUUCUGCUUUUUACUGUGCAAAAAGGAUACAGUUAUCUAGUGUUAUAUUCUAGGCUUCCAUCUGUGGUUAAACUAGGUGACUGGUGGUACCUAGUUCUAUCAACCCAGGAUCUUACCUUCAAUCGGUCAUCUCUAUCAGGUCUGUCUCAGUAUCACCUUAUUGAUCAUUUGUGAAAACAAAAACCUGAUCCUUCUGCAAUUUGUGAUAUUUGGCCUGUGUUAUUUCUUAAUUGUAUGGAGUUCUAUAGGAAGCUUUUAUUGGUUUGUGUUAUUCUUUCUUUUUUUCUUUUUGGACGCACAAUCUUUUUUAUUGAUUACAUUUUAAAUGGGUAUGUGGCUCGUCUCCUAACUUUUCAUUUCUUUGUGGAAUACACCGGGUACAGGUCUGAAACCUUUCUGGAAGAGCAUUUCUUUUGAUGCGUCUUCUAUUUUCUAUGUUGAUGUAAAAGAGCUUUAGCUUUUUUUCAUUAUUGUUAUUUAUUUAUUUAUUUACUUAACUGCUUCCUUUUGAGUUUUUAAGGUCUGUACAGUGUUAUGAAAUCAAUUGCUAAAAUUUUGUAUAUGUGGUAUGUUUACAAAAUUUGUAGCCGUGUUUGAUUGUUUCAUCUUAUCAAGAAUCACUUCGUAUGAAAUAUUUAACUUUUACCGAAUGAAUUUGUAACCAUUGUUAAAGAAACUGACCACUGAGUGACGUUCAUGUUUUGUCUCUAAACAAAAUCUGUGGUUUCAAAGUUUUAACAAGAAGCCUGAGUGUGCAGAUCGGCUCUGCCCCUGAAAACCAAUACAGGUUGUACCUGCAUAUUGCUGUUAAUUUUAAUGUCACAUGUGACAUGUCUUGCCUGGAUUAAUUAUGGUUCUGCUUCUUUGAACUGAUAAUUUAACUUAGCACAAUGCUAUGCAUUUCAGCUAUGAGGCAGUAAAAUUGAAGUAAUAUUUUCCCAGUUACAGUAUCAUUUUGUUACACUUCUUAAAGCUGCACCAGUAUUUUGUUUUUCUAAAGUCUGGGCCUUGGGCAUAAGUGAAUUUUUAUGGCAACUCAGUAUAAUAUAUUACGUGGAUUACAUUUUGAGAACCUUCUUACUGUGAAUAACACUCAUUCCUUGCUUUGGCUGCAUUUGUAAGCACCCCGACUGCUAUAGAAUUUCACAAAUUCUCACUACUAACUCUGCAUACUGUUUUCAGAACAAUAUGCCGUACAUAUAUCUGGCAAUAAUAUUACUCUGAUAAUUUCAGUUGGUAUAUUUUUAGUUCUUAGUGAGGUAGCAAAAUUCCACGGCACCUGGUUUCCAUAUUUAUGUUGGGACCUUUAUCCAGUCUAUCUGCCAUUUUGUUGACCUUGUCAUUAAUGUUUUAGUGCGAUUUAAUGUAAGUCAUUAGAUAAUGUGUACAAUGCUUCCCCUAGUCAAAACUUGUGGUGUCUUUUUCAUUUGAAUUGCAAGUUGCUCUAUUUUGUUGAUGAAUUCUGAAGCAACCAAUGUAUGUCAGAUAUUAAUUUUGAAAGUCUCCUACUUAAAUUUGUGUAAUGGUACACUCGCUGAAAAUAUUAACAAUUGUUUGUAUUGGUAUUUUAUUACCUUUGAUACGGCAAGUCAUCCUUUAUCCUUUCUAUUAUAACAAUCUGGAUAAAUUUUGUGAUUUUGAACAUCGGACUGGAAUGGAAAAAAACGGGUGGCCAGUAUUUUCUGUUGCUAUUAUUGAGAGCAAUUGAUUUUGCUUUCUGAAAGUGAUGCCAAUUUAUUUUUAAAACGUUAAAUGUUGUCGGUAUUAGAAAGAGUGUCUUUGUGAUGUUAGAUUUGAUGUUGUUCAGGAAAAGGGUCCACUUUGUUGAUCACUUCCUGUAGAUAAUUGUUACCAAAGUUGUAAUUUAUUCCUGUUUCUCUUCAACAUCAAACUCAUUAAAUUCAGUCAUGAAUAUAGAAAGUAUUUUGGGAUGAAUUAAAAUGCCUCAUUAGAAAGGA